Molecule: messenger RNA, 4439 nt
Organism: Parasteatoda tepidariorum (common house spider)
Lineage: Eukaryota; Metazoa; Arthropoda; Arachnida; Araneae; Theridiidae
Product: forkhead box protein B1-like
Biological process (GO): anatomical structure morphogenesis; cell differentiation; regulation of transcription by RNA polymerase II
Molecular function (GO): DNA-binding transcription factor activity, RNA polymerase II-specific; RNA polymerase II cis-regulatory region sequence-specific DNA binding
Source: RefSeq, a predicted model, not a curated record
GAGAGGGCAACUUCCAAAUCGAGGUAGAGUAGUUGCGCAGGCGCGCACGUACACAAGCUCGGUGAAAGAACGUGCGGCUUAUAUUUCAUUGACUACUGCUCUCGUUUGCACUGCGCUCUUGAAAGCAUUCCCUUUUCUAAAGGGGUUGAAGCUGGCUUUGACUGCACCUCAUGGUCAUUCUUCAAGAAAAGAUGACGCUGACGCACAGUGUUCCGUCGUCAUUCUUCUAGGAAAAAACUACCCGAUGCGGCUAACGAAUUGUAUUCCACCAUCCUUCUUCUAGAUCCGAUGUUGCUAAUACGUUCUAUUCCAUCUUUCUAUUCCUUUAGAUAAAAGAUGCCGCAUCGCAUUCCAUCGUUAUUCUUCUGAGUACCCGAUGCUGUAGUAUUGUAUUCCAAAGUGUGUCUUGGUCUGAAAGCCAUGCCGAGGCCCGGUCGCAGUACCUAUGGCGACCAAAAGCCUCCUUAUUCCUACAUCUCACUGACUUUUAUGGCCAUUAAUAGUUCCAGUGAGAAGAUGUUGACUUUAAGUGAAAUCUACAAGUUUAUAAUGGACCGUUUUCCAUACUACCAAAAAAACACACAGAGAUGGCAAAACAGUUUGCGCCAUAACCUGUCUUUCAAUGACUGUUUCAUCAAAAUCCCAAGGAGGCCCGACAGGCCAGGAAAGGGCAGCUACUGGGCCCUGCACCCCGCUUGCGGAGAUAUGUUCGAGAAUGGGAGCUACCUCAGACGCCGGAAACGAUUCAAGCUCAGCAAACAAGCAAAAGACGCAACAGCAGCCGCCCUGGCAGACAUGAAACACUUUGAAAGCAUGGGACAAGUCGCCGUGCAGGAACAUGCAAAAAUGCGACUCACAGCCCUGGCAGCAGCCCCAAGCCAUCUGCAGCCUCUAAGUGAAACAUUACUAACGACGCCUAUGCCAACAACUUACAAGCAGCCUUUUACGAUUGAUAACAUCAUAGGCACGGACUUUAAGACCGGUGGAUUUGUGGGGGGAAGCCCGGCCUUUCAGGGGCACCAGGGCUUAAUCCCUCAAUCCAUACUCGCGCCCCGGUCCCUAGCGAACUUUUCACUAAACAUGGCUGGUUGGCCCGCUACCUAUACAUCAGCUGCUUAUAAUCCGGUGAUGAACAGUGCGGACUUGUAUUUCACCGCGGCAAAACCUCAACCAGCGACCAGUGUGUUCAGCUUUCCCCUACAUCCUCACCUUCAUAGGAAUUUCGGAACUUUUCCAGCUGCUCUACCCUCUUACAUUCCCUAUAAGAACCAUUUGUACCCGGGUGCUACUGCCCUGCCUUCGCUGACCGAACAUGCGAUGCUGGGAUCUGCGGUGAUGCCUUCGCACGCGAUCUCCCCGCCGGUGAGGGUGGACUCUGUAUCCAGCGAUAUUUCGUCUCAAUCACUCGAUGUUGUAUCGGACGAUUCAUCGAAGUAAACAUCGUCUGCCGGUGAUUUUCAACCCUUUCGAAGCUCGCAGUAAGCACACUUUCUCUAAAGAAACAUUUUUAUUUCUUCAUUUUUAUUCUCAUAAAAAUGGCGAGGUAUUUUUGUUUUAAUUACAAAUUAAUGAAAAAAUUUCAUAUUUUAAAAAAUGUAUACUGCAAAAUAUGUUUUUUUCUAAAAAGGAAAUCAUUAUCCUGCAAUCUAUUUAUAAAUUUGUUAACCAUAACCUUUUAUCUAUGCAUAAGUUAAUAAGUAGACUAAUCUACUCAUUUAGUUUAUUAGUAGCCCAUAUUAUUAAUUUAACGUUAAUUAAUAGAUAAUAUUAAUUGAUAGAUAAAGAUUCUGUUUAUCUAUGGGUAAAUUAGUUGACCAUAUUGCUAAUAAAUAAAUAAAUAAGUUACUUAGUAGAUCAAAUAGCUGCUCUCAAUCCAAGGGUUAAUUAGUAGGCCAUAUUACUGCAAUUAAAUAGCAUGUUCAACAUGAAUUAGAAAGUUUUAACCACCCUGUCAAGUCUCUGAAUUUUAAUUGAAAUGUUUUUCAAUCAGUUUAUUAUUGAAACAUUGAUCAGUUUUUUAAAAUAUUUAAAAAGUAUCUUUUUUAUAUUCAUUUAUUUAUUGUUUUUAACACGUGUGUAAUUGCUUACACUAUUUAUUCCAAAAUAAUUUAUAACUAUGAGAUAUAACUUCUUGAAGAUCUGAGAUAUAAAAUUUUAAACAUAAAUUUUAUUACUUCAUUUUUUGCAUGCAAUGAAGGUUUAUCGAAAUUUUCGACACAUUUAAUGAAGUUUGGCACAAAUUUUUAUUGUGAUGUUACAGUUAAAAAAGUUGUUGAAACGUUUUAGAAAAUUGAAUUUAUUUUUCGCCUUUAAUCAAUCUUCUUUUUUUUUCUUUCUAAAUUUUCUCGCUUUUUUCUUUUUUUUAAACUCCUAUAGUCAUUCAGAACGACUUAUUUACAAACUCUUUGCUUAAAGCAUUACAUGUCAACCAUUUAAUUGCAGUAAAUGGACUCUAAAUGAUAACAGUAUGCAUGUUAUAAAUUGGGCACUAAAUCAUAAUGAUAUACCUCUUAAAUUGGUAUCUGAAUCAUAAUAAUAUGCAUGUCAUAAGUUGUGCUCGAUAUCACAACAGUAUACAUGUCAUAAGUUGUGCUCUAUAUUAUAAAAGUAUACAUGUCAUAAGGUUUCACGGGGCAGUCAGUUCCUUAUAUGAAUAGGUCAAAGGUAAAUGCUUUUUUUUUAUUGUUUAAAAUAUAUUUUCAGUACUUAAGGAGUAGGGUAUGAAAGUAAAUAGUUUCCUUGCAUUUAUUAUGUUUAAAGAAUAACUUUUGGUUUAAUUUGCGAAUUUUGCUUGAGUUUCCGGUCAGUCUGAGGUAGUUUCCAUUCUCGUUCUUUCGCAAGUCGGUCGCAACACAACAACCAAAAGUUAGGCUUAUAAACUAAUUCAAAAUGUCGGGGGGCGAAGUGUAUUUUUUUUCCUUCUGUAAAUACUUCAAAAGUUAUCAAAAAAUUAAAACAAUUUUUUGAAUACCUUUUAAAUAUGUAAAUUUUUUGUUUAUUUAUUAUGUGUUAUUAUGUUUAUAAAUAUUUAUUGAUUUUCUCCCAAAAAAUUACCUGUAAAAAUAUUGAGGAAUGUUUAGAGACAAAUAUUUAAAAGGAGCAUACUUUUCAUCACAAGUUGUACUCAGGUGGACAAAACCACAUAUUUUUAGUAUGUUUUAUUUUGUAUUUUUAAAUCGUAUAUAAUUAAACAUAAAUUAGGCAUGGAGUUCAAUUAAUAAGUAAUAACAAUUAAUUUUCAAAUUCUAAAAUUAAAUUCUUAAAAAAGUGUAAAUAAACUAAAUAUAAGUGACAUAUUUAUAAGUGUUAAGAAGUACAUUUUUAAACCGAAUUUCACUAAAUUAGGCACAGAAAAUUAAUAGUUUAAGUAACAAGAAUACACAUUUUAAGAAAAAUUAAUUAAUUAAAUUAAAGUUCAAUAAAGUAUUUGGAUAUAUUUUGGGACUUGAGAAAGUUUGAUUUCAACUAGUUUCUUAAAUUAUUAUUGUGAUACAUUUGUUAUUGUGCUUUAAUGAAUAUUACUUCAUGUUUCAGUAUAUAUUCAAUAUUACUUUACAUGGCAAUGUUUUAAAAAUUGCUCAUUUUGGUUAAUGAUAGGGAAAAAACAGAUAUUUGAAAUUUAAGAAUUAAGUUACGAAUAAUUUAUCUUAUUUUGAUUAUAUUUAUAGCAACUCAAAUGACUCAUAAUACAUUUGUAAUAUAAUUUUUUUUCUGGGUAAUAUUCCGGUAAUGGUUAAAAAAAAAAGCUCAUUUUAUUUAGUGUUAUAAUUCAAGAGUAAAAUGUUUCUUUUUCUUCCUUUUUUUCUCUUUUUUUCUCUUUUGCGUGUUCGUAUUAAAAGUGUUACAAUCCAUAAAUAUUAUAAUCGAUAAUUAUUAAUCUAUAACUAUUAAUCUAUAAUUAUUAAUCUAUAACUAAUAAUCUAUAAUUAUUAAUCUAUAAUUAUUUCAUAAUAUUUGCGAUUCAUCAUGCAAUGAUGGUUACAAUAAUUCACUGUGGUAAUUGUAAUUAUAAGUUACGGUGUUAAAUAUAAUUUGAACAUUCUAUGUGAAAUCGUAACAUAAGUUAUUGUUAUUGUAACCAUGAGUUAUGGUUACAAUUAUGCAUUUUCAAUGAAUAUUCGAACUAUAUUCUAAAAAUUUUUUUUAAGAAACACGUAUGACAAUUUUUAGAGCAAUUUCUUUUAUUCGAAUAAAUCAAAUGCAAUCAAAAUUUAGGAAACAAUGUGUGACAAUUUUUAGAAUAUUUUUUUUUUAUUCGAAUUAAUCAAAUGUAAUCAAAAUUUUGAAAGAGUUAAAAUAUUCGAGAAGGAAUGCUUUUUAUGCCUGAGAAAAAUAGACAUUUGAAAAAAUUUAUAUUUGCAUUUUUUUACAUUCUUCUGAAAAACGUUUUACACAGAAUUUUUCAAUUCUGUGACAAAAAAAAAGAAAAAAAAAAGAAA